AUGUCUUCGCCCAUGUCAACUUCAGGCCAAGAUGGCCAACAAUCGCACACCAAAAAGCCUGUCGAGUUUCAAUUCUGCGCCGAAUGCUCCAACAUGCUCUACCCCAAGGAAGACGAGGAAACGCGCACACUUCAGUUUACCUGCCGAACAUGCCACUACACAACCAACGCGAGCAACACGUGCGUGUUCCGUAACGAACUCAACAGCUCCGCCAGCCUUCACGCCGGAAUCAUCGAGGGCAUGGGCAAGGACCCGACGGUGGGUGCCCCCGUUUCUGACACUUUUUCGCCACCUGCGGCAUCUACCGCUGCUGCUGCCCCUUCCCUCUCGCAUCUUCGACAACACGUUCCUGCCGAUUCGACCAUCGUCUUGUGUCUGGUUUGCGGAAAGCCUAUCCUGUGCGCCGUCUGCGAGGUCACCUCCUUUUACGUCUGCAGCAACGACUUGCGCACCCUCGAAGGCAACGCCGACGACGAAACCGAAAACAGCUUCUUCUCGGCUCACGCGUCCGAGGCCUCGUCCCCUCGCACCCGGGUUCAAUUUUCGUGGAAUGACGAUAGCGAUGUGUAUGACUUUAUGAACGACGAGUACGCCGAGAGUGACGCCGGAAGUGCCGAGGAGGAUGAGCUGUCAAAAAGCAUCAUGAUGCUCGACCGCGUCAGGUCAACCACCAGCGUUGUUACCACCUCGUAG
Molecule: messenger RNA, 693 nt
Organism: Pyricularia pennisetigena
Lineage: Eukaryota; Fungi; Ascomycota; Sordariomycetes; Magnaporthales; Pyriculariaceae
Exons: 1
Coding region: 1-693 (230 amino acids)
Biological process (GO): DNA-templated transcription
Source: RefSeq, a predicted model, not a curated record